AUGGAUGUUGCAACAAAAGCUUCACCUACAUUAGGUAAUGAUUACUUUAAAGUUAUAGAAGGCUCUGGCCCUACUUUAAAUUAUAGCACAAAACCAAAAACACUUACUACCAAUUGCAUUAAAAUGGCUCCAAAAAUUCAACAAACCAAAGCCGCUAAAGCUGCUGCCGCUUUAGCUGGUGGUAAAAAAGGUAAAAAGAAGUGGAAUAAAGGAAAAGUUAAGGAUAAAGCUCAACAUUUAGUUAUCUUAGAUCAAGAAAAAUAUGAUAGAAUUUUAAAAGAUGUUCCAACUUAUAAAUAUGUUUCAGUAUCAGUUUUAGUUGAUAGAUUAAAGAUUGGUGGUUCAUUAGCUCGUGUUGCUUUAAGACAAUUAGAAGAAGAUGGAAUUAUAACACCAGUUUUAAAACACUCAAAACAAUACAUUUACACCCGUGCUCAAUAA
Molecule: messenger RNA, 441 nt
Organism: Lodderomyces pseudojiufengensis
Lineage: Eukaryota; Fungi; Ascomycota; Pichiomycetes; Serinales; Debaryomycetaceae
Gene: RPS25B
Product: 40S ribosomal eS25 domain-containing protein
Exons: 3
Coding region: 1-441 (146 amino acids)
Cellular component (GO): cytosolic small ribosomal subunit
Molecular function (GO): structural constituent of ribosome
Source: RefSeq, a predicted model, not a curated record